UUUUAUUAUUAUUAUUAUUAUUAUUAUUAUUAUUAUUAUUUGGAUGUAAUGAUGUAACUUAGUUGUAUUCCAACUAAGUUUGUUAGUGGUAGUAGGUGGUGAUUUAUUUUAAGUUGAUGUAAUGAUGAAACUUAGUUGUAUUCCAACUAAGUUUGUUAGUGGUAGUAGGUGGUGAUUUAUUUUAAGUGGAUGUAAUGAUGAAACUUAGUUGUAUUCCAACUAAGUUGUCAAGUUGUAAGCUUGUAUAUAUAGGCUUUAUGCCAUUUUCAAAAAAAUGAAUGAAUUCAAUCAAGAUUUCAUCCAUAUACUCUCUAUUUUAGCUUUGCUUAAAAUUUAUUUCAUUUUUCUUCUUUGUUUCUGCCGCAAGUCUCGAUUCUUGCUCGGCAAGCUUUUUGUUGAACCUUGCUAUUUGUUACACUUAGCUCCAACAAAUUGCAUAUCUCGGUAACCUUGUGGAAUUGGAUCUAAGUGAUAACAAUUUCAAUGGUUUAAUCCCUCCAUUUCAUAGAUCUCGAGUUCCAAAUCUUGCAUCUCUUGGUUUGUCAUUCAACCAGCUUUCUGGAUCCAUUCCAGCAUCAAUUGCAAAUCUCAGUAACCUUGUGAGAUUGGAACUAAGUCGUAACAAGUUCAAUGGUUCAAUCCCUCCAUUUCAUAGAUCUGGAGUUCCAAAUCUUGCAUCUCUUGAUUUGUCAAGGAACCAGCUUUCUGGAUCAAUACCUUCAUCUUUAUUUACUCUUUCAACAUUGCAAGACCUCUCUAUUGGAUACAACAGCUUUAGUGAUCACCGAUUAAAGUUUGACAUGUUUUUCCAACUCAGCAACUUGACGUUUCUCGACCUAUCCAACAUGAGCUUGUUAAUUGGAAGCCACAACAAAAGCCGUACUUUUCCCCAAUUAGAGACACUAGAGCUAAGCUCAUGCAACCUUACUGAAUUUCCAGAAUUCAUCAAAAGCCAAAACAAGUUGACUUCCCUAGAUCUUUCUAACAAUCGAUUCCACGGUCUUGUUCCAAAUUGGUUGUGGAAGAGCACACUUGGAGUGUUAGACCUUUCUUCCAAUGCGAUUGAUAUUCCAAAUCAGUUUCCUUUUGAUGAUGUGAAUUCCUCCUUUCCAAUGCUGAGUUCGUUGUGGUUGCGACAUUGUAAUAUAAGUACGUUUCCAGCAUUUCUGAGGAGUCAAGAGAGCUUACAAUAUCUUGACCUUUCAAAUAACAACAUAAGCGGGGCAGUACCAAAUUGGGCGUGGAAGAAAAGUAUGCAGUAUUUGGAUCUUUCCAACAAUAAAUUGGAAGGAAAGUUGCCAAGGUCAUUAGCCAAUUGCACAAUGCUCUACUUUUUAAACCUUGGAAACAAUACUCUUCACGACACAUUUCCUUUGUGGUUGGGAAACUUGCCUGGCUUGAUGGAUCUUCUACUGCCAGAAAAUAGGUUUUAUGGUCCAAUUAAACAUUUGGAAAAUAAUUUCUCAGCAUUGGAAAUACUAGACAUUGCUUCCAAUAAUUUUUCUAGUCAACUAUCGAUUGAAUUCUUCCAAGCCACUCAUCAGCUAAAGACACUCAAAAUCAACGGGAACAACUUGGAAGGGAAGUUGCCAAGGUCUUUAGCCAAUUGCAGAAACCUUGUAGUUUUGGAUCUUGGGAAAAAUAUGAUACAUGGUACAUUUCCUUACUGGUUAGUGAAGUUGCCUCUCUUGAAGGUUCUUAUACUAAGAUCCAAUAGAUUUUAUGGUUCCAUUAAAAUUUUCGGAGAUGGAAAUGCUUUCCCAAUGCUACAUAUACUAGAUCUUGCUUCCAAUAACUUUUCAGGUGAGAUAUCUGUUGAAUUUUUCCAAUCUUUGAGGGGAAUGAUGGUGAUUGAUGACAACAAAGCUAAGCCAAGAUAUGUUGGAGAUAAUUAUUAUUAUCAAGAUUCGGUGACAAUUGUGAAUAGAGGGUACGGAAUUUUUUACCCGAAAAUCUUAACCCUCCUUACUUGUCUCGACCUCUCCAAUAAUAACUUUCAUGGGAGGAUAUUAGAAGAAGUACAAGACCUCAAGUCACUCCAUGUGCUAAACUUGUCCUACAACAGCUUCUUUGGCCCCAUUCCUUCAGCACUAGGAAGCUUAACCGAGCUCGAGUCAUUGGAUCUCUCCCAAAACAGUCUCUCCGGAAAGAUUCCUCCACAGCUUACAAGCCUAACUUUUCUUGCAGUGUUGAAUCUCUCUUACAACCAACUUGAUGGAAGCAUUCCCCAGAGCAAACAAUUUGGUACAUUUUUAAAUGAUUCCUACAGAGGAAACCCAAGAUUGUUUGGGGUUCCUUUGACAAAGAAAUGCAAUGAAGUUGAUUUGCAAAUGCUGCCGCCAAAGGAGGGUGAAGAUUCACGGAUAGAUGGUUUAUCUGUUUGGAAAGUUGUGUUGAUGGGGUAUGGAUGUGGAUUGGUGAUAGGAUUUUCUAUUGGAUAUACAGUGCUGAAUGAGUUCGGAAAUAAAUGGAUGGCUAGUUUAAUUCGGAACUGGAAUCGGAAACGGAGAAGAUCUAGGUGACUCAAUCAGAACUGAAGUUCCAAUGUCCUUUGUGCAGGGAACUACUACCAGUCGUAUGUUAGCACAAUCAGUAAACGUGUGGAGAACUGUGCACUGAGGAGUAAAUAACAUAAAGAGUUGCUGGAAGUACCGUUGGACUUUCAUAGCGAUUGGCUAAGGGGAUAGGUGAAAGGGAGAGUAAUGCAAAGAUGAGUCCAAGACAAGAAGGAGAUAUUGAUUCCAUCAUCUUGGUGGAGAUGAAGAGAGAUAUACCAGUGAAUUAUUGUGGAUCGAGGUUUCUGAUCCAAGAGACCUUUGUUUGAAGGAAACCCAUUGUUUGCUGCAUUUAUGGUUUUGUAGUAGUUAAUUUCAAAUCCAAGUGCGUAUGCUUCUCUGCAGGUGACAGGUUUUCCUCAAACCUAUUCUCUACCUCUGCAUUCACACAUGCAUAAACAACCUAUAGGGUGUGAAUAAAUUAAAUAUUUU
Molecule: messenger RNA, 2987 nt
Organism: Gossypium raimondii (Peruvian cotton)
Lineage: Eukaryota; Viridiplantae; Streptophyta; Magnoliopsida; Malvales; Malvaceae
Product: receptor-like protein 19
Exons: 2
Coding region: 801-2522 (573 amino acids)
Molecular function (GO): protein binding
Source: RefSeq, a predicted model, not a curated record